AUGGGGAUGCUAAGAUCCCGGAAACAGCAAUGCUUCGGCAUCGCCAUUGUUGCCGCCAUAUGCACACUGUACCUGCUGGGUUUAUGGACAGGUCCUGGAAGGCCCUUGAGCGCCAAUGUCCCGCCUGUCACACAGCAAAACCCAUCGUCACCAUCAUCAUCCAGCACAACAACCGAACCUGCUAUCCCUGACGACACCACACCACCGGCAGCAGGCCGCGGGCCAAAGCCAGCACCUCCAGGCCAGCACCCCGUGUCGCACCUCAUCCGCGCCGCCGAGGCCGAGAUGAAAACCACGCUGGCCCGGCAGUCCAAGACGCUCCAGGACGCCGUGGCCGAGUACCGCCGCCGACACCACGGCCUGCCCCCUCCGCCCAACUUUGACAAAUGGUGGGAGUUUGCGCGCGCGCGCGACGUGCAGCUCGUCGACGAAUUCGACGGCGUCGCGGACCUGCUGACCCCGUUCUGGGGCCUGCGGCCCGCCACGGUCCGCGGCCGCGCCGCCGAGGCGUUGGGAUUCGCGGGGAAUCUGCUGCUGGGCGUGCAGGUUCGCGCUGGCAGGGUCGCGCACAUCUCGGGCGGCAACGACUGGCACCGCAAGGCCCUCAGCGGCAUGAUGGCUUCGUUCGUCGAGCACCUGCCCGACAUGGAUUUGGCCUUCAACGUUCAUGAUGAGCCGCGCGUCGUGGUGCCGCACGACGACAUGGAUAGGUUGGUUGCGCGGGCCACGGAGGAGAAGGCCGCAGCGGCUUCGGGCAAGAAGCAUAGGAACUCGUUCGCCUCGUCCGGGGGCGAGGUGAGGCCCGUGGGGCUUGCAACCGAGGGAGGGUUCGACGCUGUCGGGACGACGCGGUUCAACACGUAUGCGCACCAAUCCUCUUGGCUGCACUCGCGGGCAUCGUGUAGUCCCGGCUCGGCGGCGCGGAUCCUGGAUGACUCGGAGCGCGUGGACGACAUCUCCCGGUCGCUGAUGGGGGAGCUGGGCUUCGUGUACAAUGCCACCGCACUGUCCGACGUCUGCUCGUCGCCAUCCCUGGCCACCUCGUUCGGCCUCUUCGAGAGGCCCAACGCCUACAGCGUUGUGCAGGAGCUUUUCCCCAUAUUCUCGGCUUCCAAGGUGUCGAGCUACGCCGAUAUUCUGUACCCUGCCCCUUGGUACUGGUACGAAAAGGUCGCGUACGACGAGGCGCAGGACCCGAGCUGGGAGAGCAAAAAGGCAAAGCUGUACUGGCGGGGCUCGACCACGGGCGGGUACAGCCGCAACGGCGGCUGGAGGCGUCACCACCGCCAGCGCAUGGUGGACAAGCUCAGCAACGGCGAGUCGGCCAAGAUCCUCGAGCCCGUCCAAGGCAGCGAUGCUUCGCAGCAGACAUGGCAGGCAAAACCCGCAUCGCGCAGCCGCCUCGCGUCACUCUUCGACGUCUUCUUCUCGCACGUCGGGCAGUGCGAUCCAGCCGACUGCGACGAGCAGGAGCGGCACUUCACCGUCAAGGGCCGGACGCGGCCAGAGUCGGCCUGGUACUACCGGUACCUGCUGGACGUGGACGGCAACGCCUUCUCUGGCCGCUUCUACGCCUUUCUCCGUUCACGCAGCCUCGUCUACAAGCUAUCCAUCUUUCGCGAGUGGCACGCCGACUGGCUCAAGCCCUGGGUCCACUACGUGCCCAUGAGCCUCCGCGGUGACGACUGGGCCGAGCUCGUCAGGUACUUUAGCCAGGGUGGCGUCGACGGCGGCGACGAGCUGGCCGAGAGGAUGGCGCUCAGCGGUAGGGAGUGGGCUGCCAAGGUGUUGAGGAAUGAGGACCUCGAGGUGUGGUUCUUUAGGUUGCUACUGGAGUACGGCCGUAUCGUGGACGACGAUAGACUGAAUAUCGGGUAUUCGCCUUGAUAGCAUGGUUCCACUUGUUACUUGUAUACAGGCAUUGAAAGGAGUAUUGUGGGAUUUAGCGUACCACUUUUGGGUAUAUAUCUGGGUUUUGUUCGUAUUGGUCACUAGAUG
Molecule: messenger RNA, 1998 nt
Organism: Pyricularia grisea
Lineage: Eukaryota; Fungi; Ascomycota; Sordariomycetes; Magnaporthales; Pyriculariaceae
Exons: 2
Coding region: 1-1887 (628 amino acids)
Source: RefSeq, a predicted model, not a curated record